Panicum virgatum (switchgrass) is the source of this 1179-nucleotide messenger RNA. RefSeq lists its product as uncharacterized. Lineage: Eukaryota; Viridiplantae; Streptophyta; Magnoliopsida; Poales; Poaceae. The transcript has 2 exons. The coding region runs from base 230 to 913 and encodes 227 amino acids. The record is from RefSeq and is a predicted model, not a curated record.
CUUCAUUAAUGGCGCGCCCAUACGUGACCCGACCCGACCCUUUAUCAUUCCCUUCCUUUCCCUCCCCUGCUCACCGCCACACCCUCCCUAGUCUCCUGCUGUUGGGUUGCUCGCCUCCGUGGUGAGGGUGCUCGGCAACAGCUGCUGCUGUCUGCAAGGCGUGAUCGGUCGAGAGGCCCCUGCCGUUGCCCCCGCUGCAUGCUGCUGCGGUAGGAAGCAGGGAGAAGAGAUGGCGGCCGAGGCGGUGGGGUUCAUGUCGCGGGGAGCCAGCGGCGGCAGGGCCGCGGGGCUCGUCACCAGGGACUUCCUCGGCGGGUGCGCGGCCGCCGACGACGCCAGGGACGCCGCCGCCAGGCAUGACGCCGUGCCCGGGGAGGUGUCCCUGCAGAAGCACGCAUGCCCGGCGGCGCCGAGGGACCUCAACCUGUUGUUCCCGGUGGCCUCCGCCGCCACCGCCGCAGCGACCAAGCCCUGCGCCGUGCCGGCGGCGCCCGCGCCCGCGCCGGCGGCCUCGUCCUCGGCCUGCACCGGCGCCACCGCGACGUACCACAGCGUGUGCACGAUCGAGAAGGUGAAGACGGCGCUGGAGCGGUUCGAGCGCGGGAAGCAGGGCCAGCACCCGCAGCACAGCGGCGCCGGCGCGUCCCCGUCGUCGUCGUCCGUGACCACGUCCUCCGUGAAGCGCCGCGGCGGCGGCGUGGAGCAGGGCGACGGGUGCGACUCCCCCUCGGGCGGCGGCGGCGGCGGAGGGGGGAUGGUGGCCGCGGCGUGCCCCAGGUGCUUCCUGUACGUGCUCAUCUCCCGGAGCGACCCGCGGUGCCCCCGGUGCGAGUCCCACGUGCCGGCUCCCCCGGCGCCCGCCGCGAGCAAGAAGCCCCGGAUCGACCUCAACGUCGGCUUCCUCGGCACCUAGCCGAGUCCUGGAUCGAAGCGUCGGGUCGGUCGCCAUCGCCAGCCCGCGUCGUAAAGUUAGGCAAGGUUGCGGGGUACAGGGGAGGCGCCUCUUUUUUGACUCCGAUUCCGUUUCUUCUCCCGGAAAUGCAUCUGCUCGCACUCCGGGAAAUGCAUCUGCUAGGAGAGUUAUGGCCGGCGAUAGAACACGCAUGAAUGGUGAUACUGCUGAAACUACUCCUUCCUGUAGAAGCAAUCAAUCCUACCACAAUCGAUCUGUUCCUGCAA